Molecule: messenger RNA, 1991 nt
Organism: Astrephomene gubernaculifera
Lineage: Eukaryota; Viridiplantae; Chlorophyta; Chlorophyceae; Chlamydomonadales; Astrephomenaceae
Source: the annotation of a GenBank genome assembly
GGCAGGGCAGUUGACGGCGGCGCAGACGGCUGGUGGAGGUGGAGGCGGUGUUGGUGGACCCAUGGGUCACUGCGCCACACCUGCACCUGGAGCGACGCCGUUUGGACAGCAGCAGCUACAGCCGCAGCUACAGCAGCACCCGUUGACGUCAGCAUUCCAACAGCAGCUGCAGCAACCGGGUUCGGCGGUAGCCGGAGGUACGGCUGCGGCAGCGGCGUCAGGGCUAGGCGGUAUGGGUAGUGCUGUCCUCCUCAGCACGCCGUUUCACACCGCCACCGCCGGCGGUGGCGCCGCCGCCGCCGCCGCUGCGGGCGGCAGUACGACUGGCAGGAAGGGUCGCGCCAUUUCCAUCUCGGCGGCAUUGAGGGACGCGGCGGCGGUUCGUAGCCGCUCGGAUCUCUCACACGACCUAGCUCGCCUGCGCCAACAGCAGCAACAGCAACCACAGCAGCAACCGCAAGUGGAGGAGCUACCGAAGGAGGCGCAGCCGCAGGCGGAAGUUUCGACGGCAAAGCCGGCGGUGACGGCGGCGGACGCGGCAGCGGAACCGCCGAGUGCGGCACGGGUGCAGUCGGGUUUGAAGCGCAGGGCCAGCAUGCCGCUGCCGCCCUCCCGACACCCCCUCACCAGGAGCGCCGCCGCCACCGCCGCCGCCACGCCGGCGGCAGCAGCGACAGUGGCAGCAGAUGCCAACAAUGGCGGCGUUGCUGCGACUGCGGCGGCGCCUCCCGACUUUGCCUCACCCACGCCUGCACCCGCUACGGCGCCUGCAGCCGGCGGCAGUGCCCGGCCGCCCUCCGCCGCGACUCCCCACACGGGAGGAGGAUCCCGAGGAGGCGGCAGCGCGGCUCGCCGGCGCGGAUCGGCGGCGCAAGGCCAGGCAGCGGGUGGCCGGACCCCGCUGCACCAGGCCGGACCAGUGGCGGCGGCGGCUGCGACUGGAAAGGUGGAGGACCAGGGGGCGGCGGCGGCUGUGUCGCCUCCAGCGCCAGGUACGGCGAAUGGCGGCAGUGCGGCAGCAGGUACGACAGCAGCUGCUGCUGCGAGUGACGCGGAAUACCUAGCGCAAGUGUUUGGCGGCCAGCAACAGCAGCAGACGCUGCAGCAGCGGACCCAUGGGUCAGCAGCCGCUACACCUCAGCUGCUGGUCCGCUCCAGAGCCCUCGCGAGCCCCUUCGCCAGCGCCACCCCCGCCGACCGGCUCCUUCGCGCCACCAACGCCGCCACCACCGCCGCCACAACCCACGCUGCCCUCAACGCAUCCGCCUUCUCAACCAUCCCCGCCGCCACCGCUCCCACCUCGGCCUCUGCUCCCAACCCGCUCCUCGCCAACCUGCCCUCCCGCAAACCAACCGCUGCCUCCACCACCACCACCGCCUCUUCCAGUACCGCCCCUGCCACCGUCCUCAAACGCCCCUCCUCCAACUCCACAGCCACCGCCGCCGUCCUCAUGAGCCCCCUCGCCACAUCCACCACCACCGCCGCCGCCGCACCCACCUCCUCCACAACACCCGCACCAGCCCCGCCCGCAGCACCCCCUCCCUCAGCAGUCCAUGCGGGUGAGCUGCCACCCCAUGUGGCUGCGGCCUCUCGAGACCUGCAGCGGCUCAACGGCCGCCCCCCCGCGCUGUCCAAGCUGCAUGCGAUCGUGAUGUCAUACCUGAGGCAGCAACACCGCCAGGCGGUCAUGCAGGCUGCCGUACCAACCGCCGUGGUGCCGCCUAUUCCGUUGUCCAGGCCUUACGUCAUGCCACAGUCGCUUUCGGCCGCUGAGGACCUUCAGAGACGAUGGCAGCCUCAGCCUGUGCGCCGCAUUCCUGCAGGGUUGGCGGCGGUUGGUGGUUGGCAACCAGGGCGGCGAGCUGCUGAUCCACGACCCGCAGGAGGGCGAGGUGGUGCAGGUGCUGUCGGCGCAUGAUGCGGCGGUGACGCAGCUGAGGAGCCAUGACGACCCCUGGCAGCCGCUGCUGCUGUCCUCCUCGCGCACCGAC